Messenger RNA from Triticum dicoccoides, 1032 nucleotides. Its product is annotated as ubiquitin-conjugating enzyme E2-23 kDa. NCBI's taxonomy places the organism in Eukaryota, Viridiplantae, Streptophyta, Magnoliopsida, Poales, Poaceae. The record is from RefSeq and is a predicted model, not a curated record. The transcript is spliced from 6 exons. The coding region runs from base 188 to 751 and encodes 187 amino acids.
CCCUCCCCUGUGCCACCACUCCUCUAUUGUGGAAUAUUAUAGCCCUGUGCUUGCUCCCAUAUCACACCACCUGUCCCCUUUCUCUCUCUCUCUCUCUCUCUGUGCAAAAAAGAGAGAAAGAACCACCUACAAACAAACAAACAAACAGGAGGGAGGGGAAGCAGAGCAAGGAGGAAGAACAAGUGAGAUGUCUUCCCCAAGCAAGCGCAGGGAGAUGGAUCUGAUGAAGCUGAUGAUGAGCGAUUACAAGGUGGACAUGAUCAACGACGGGAUGCACGAGUUCUUCGUCCACUUCCACGGCCCCAAAGACAGUAUUUACCAGGGUGGUGUGUGGAAGGUCAGGGUUGAACUCACAGAAGCUUACCCCUAUAAAUCCCCUUCCAUUGGCUUCACCAAUAAGAUUUAUCACCCCAAUGUCGAUGAAAUGUCCGGUUCCGUCUGCUUGGAUGUGAUCAACCAGACCUGGAGCCCAAUGUUCGAUCUUGUGAAUAUCUUUGAGGUGUUCCUGCCCCAGCUUCUCCUCUACCCGAACCCCUCGGACCCCUUGAACGGCGAGGCGGCUUCGCUCAUGAUGCGCGACAAGAAUGCCUAUGAAAACAAAGUCAAAGAAUAUUGUGAGAGAUAUGCCAAGCCUGAAGACAUAUCCCCAGAGGAGGAGGAGGAGGAGGAGGAGGAGAGCGAUGAGGAGCUGAGCGACGCCGAGGGCUACGACUCCGGCGACGAGGCCAUCAUGGGCCACGCAGACCCUUAACUGGUGGGUGGAUGGUUAGUAAUGCAGGAUGAUCAUGAUGUAUCUCUCUGUCAGUCAGUCAGUCUGUCUGUCUGUACAUAGCUGCGGCGCUCACUGAUGAAUGCCGCCAUGGCAGAUGCUGAAGAAAGUCAUCAGCCAUCUCAACUCAGCUCCACUAGUUCUUGUGUGUCCGUCGUCGUUGUUGUUGUCGUCGUCGCUGUGAAUAACUUGCCAUUUGUUUGUGUUGGUUCCAUUGUAGGACAUGUCUCUUCUUCUGUUCUGUUGAUUUCAUUUCCAGUUCA